Molecule: messenger RNA, 3592 nt
Organism: Oncorhynchus nerka (sockeye salmon)
Lineage: Eukaryota; Metazoa; Chordata; Actinopteri; Salmoniformes; Salmonidae
Product: actin-binding LIM protein 2-like
Exons: 23
Coding region: 631-2907 (758 amino acids)
Biological process (GO): cytoskeleton organization; lamellipodium assembly
Cellular component (GO): actin cytoskeleton
Molecular function (GO): actin filament binding
Source: RefSeq, a predicted model, not a curated record
AGACUUCGAGGGGAAAAGUACUAGCUAGUGCUCUCAUAACAUUCAUUUUGCAACGUUUUUUCCUCUCACUUCAAAAAGAAGCAUAACGCGUCAGUUUUAUCAAGGAUAUUACACAUUUUAUUCAUUUACGCCAGGUUUUAUGUUGUUUUAAUUUUUUUGCAAAGCUUCGUUUUUGGCGUGUUCUCAUCUGGAAGGAACCUGUGCGUACGUACGAGAAGGUGUAUCCAUUAUGCGCGCCUCUGUGCAGUGGUCUGGUGCGGUAAACGCCCUGUGAGAGAUUUCUGAGAGGUGGUGUCAUCUUUUAGGGCCAGAAGAUUCUAUUUAUAUUAGAAAGCUGCAAUCCCUUAACUAUAACUCAGCCUGAGCUGCUUGUAAGCUACCCGAGAGAGGCUUUCGGGAAUCAUAUGACCUGCUGCAGCUCAUUCCAAAGAUACCGGAAAGGGCGCUCGCUCCCGCAGCUUUUGCGCUCUUUCAAACCACAGUCUUCGGAAAGGGGUACAUCUGGAGGAUGUACAACACCGCAGGACAACAGAAAGACGUUGAAUAUUAGGAUAAGAAAUACUGCUCUUUGUUUGUAACGGAUAUAUAUAUAUAUAUUACAGUUGAGAAGGGACACUGAUAGAGCAAAAAAUGCCGGAGGAAAAAGUAUUUCACCAGCAGGCUGUCCACAGCCCUCUGGAGCAGGGGAAGCAGGGGAAGCAGGGCAGCGGUGGCAGCAGCUCUGUCCCCUGUCAGAACUGUGGCAAGGCCUGCAAGGGAGAGGUGUUGCGCGUGCAGAAUAAACACUUCCACAUCAAGUGCUUCGUCUGCAAAGUGUGUGGCGUUGACCUGGCCCAGGGGGGGUUCUUUGUGCGUCAGGGGGAGUACAUCUGCACCCUGGACUACCAGCGGAUGUACGGCACGCGCUGCUUCAGCUGUGAGGAGUUCAUCGAGGGAGAGGUGGUGUCAGCGCUGGGAAAGACCUACCACCCACGCUGCUUCGUCUGCGUCACCUGCAAACAGCCGUUCCCUGCCGGUGACCGUGUGACAUUUAACGGUAAAGAAUGUGUCUGCCAAAACUGUACACAGCCCCAGUCUGCCAACAGCCCUGCUCCCAUACAGGCUGUCCACAACUGCUGUGGCUGUGGGAAGGAGUUUAAGAAUGAGCAGUCUCUUGUAGCGCUGGAUAAACACUGGCAUCUGGGCUGCUUCAAGUGUAAGGUGUGCAACAAGGUGCUCAACGCCGAGUACAUCAGCAAGGAUGGGAUCCCCUACUGCGAGGUGGACUACCAUGCCAUGUACGGCAUCCAGUGUGACAGCUGCAAGAAGUACAUCACUGGGAAAGUACUGGAGGCUGGGGAGAAACACUACCACCCGUCAUGUGCCCGCUGUGCCAGGUGUGAGCAGAUGUUUGGAGAGGGAGAGGAGAUGUACCUGCAAGGUAACUCCAUCUGGCAUCCUCCUUGCAGACAGGCAGCCAGACAGGAGGAGAAGAGUAAGAAGCAGGUCCGGAUACAGGUCAAUGACGUCCCUGAGCAGCAGGUGAGCAGGACAUCCUCUGAGAGCAUCACCUCUGUCCCAGCCUCCAGUGCGUCUGGCUCUCCGAACAGGGUCAUCUAUGCCAAACUAGGAGAUGAGAUGCUGGACUACAAAGACCUUGCUGCUCUGCCAAAGAUCAAGGCGAUCUACAACAUUGACCGGCCAGACAUGCUCUCCUACAGUCCCUACGUCAGCUACCCCUCAGAGGAACGACACUACGGAGAGGGUGAUGGAGAGAAGUCUCCUCGUCAGAGGAGGCCCUCCAGCCCCAGCUCCAACAGCUCCCUGGGGAAGUAUGGAGGGUACACCCCUUCUCGCUCCCCCCAGAACUACAGCAGGCCGGGGGAUCUUUAUAUGGCCAGUAAAGCAAUGGGUAAUAGAUAUGGCCAGGCCCUUGACUCCAGCUUCCUCCCCCACCCCUCAGCCUACACAGGGGGGCCUAAGUACCUCUCCUCCUUGGUUAGGGACUCCUCCACCCUCCCCAUGGACUACUCAAGGGGUCUACCCCCCAAGUUCCCUGGGGGGCUGCAGGUGCCUGGGCCGUUGACACAGCCUGGUAAUAUGUCUCCCGGUGGCAGAGUCUCUCCUGGAGGCAGAAACUCUCCUCUGCCCCUUAACCCUACCACCCUGGCCAUGCUCCAGCAGCACAACUAUGUGCCCUACUUCAGAGGCCUCAAACAGGACCCCCUACUACCACCUGAAUCUCAACCUAAGACGUCCCUGCAUCUCAAUUUACCUCCUCACGGUCACGGUAGUGAAAGUGGUCGGAGUACCCCCAGUUUGUCCACGUAUUCCGAUGGCAAAUCUCCCUCCUUCACCUAUGUGGCAACUCCCAGGCAUUUCCACGUACCAGAGACUAAGGUCAAGAUAGAUAAUAUCUAUAGACAACCCCCUAUCUACAGACAGCAUGCCUCUAGAACUUCCUGGCAAGAAGGAGACGACAUCAAGACAAGGACCAGUUGGAUGAUCUUGAAGAGUGAGAUAGACGGCGAGCCCCUCCCAGAGUACCUGCUGGACCCCAGGAAGUCUACCUGCAGCCUGCCCACUGACACCUCCCGGACCAACUUCCCAUACAAUAAGUGUGCUUCCCUGCCAGGAUAUGGAAGGAAUGGCAUAUACAAGGUUGCCGACCAUGUUGAGGUUGACCCAGACCAGCAGGACUCCCACAGCUGGGGAGGAAUGAGAGAGUACAAGGUGUACCCCUAUGAGGUGCUGUCUGUGACCCACAGGGUGAGGGUGAAGCUACCCAGAGAUGUGGACCGUACCAGACUGGAGAGACACCUCUCCCCAGAGGACUUCCACCAUGUGUUUGGGAUGACCCUGAAUCAGUUUGACCGCAUGGCUCUGUGGAAGAAGAACGACAUGAAAAAGAAGGCACGCCUUUUCUAAAGCCGAGCAGGAGAACGGGAGAAAAAUCAUUAUAACAUCUCCAGUCUACAACGUCUGUCCUGUCUGGAAGAAAGAAAAAAACAUCUGAAAUAAUCUACAUAUGCACCGUUACAACUGAGAAACAUCUAAUCGCAGACAGAAUGGGGAGUGGUUGGGAGUACCCAAUGGUUUCACAAUGUCGCUGUAACAUCCAACGUUGAGGCGAUGUUCGUCACCUAUAGCUUUUGUAUGCGAGUGGUCUGAAUGUUACUCUGAUUACCUUUAAGGGAGGUAAAGGGAGAUGCAUUUACAUGGUCCGUCACACCACUCCUCCUCCAAUCCUCUUCUCCUCUCAUCCCUCUAUGCGAGUUCUGCAUCCCGCUCUCCCUUCCUCUGCAAAAAAGAGAAAUAGCAGCUUUUCUAAAAUUCAUGAUGUUUUUUUUCUCUUUGUUUCUGUGUUUCUCAUUGGUUUCAUGUGUGUUCCUUUUACUGUUUGUCUCCACUUGUUCCUUUCACUGUUUUUAUAAGGUCUCACUCUCUUUCCUUAUCUACCGUGUCUUGUUUAACGUCUCUCUCUCUCUCUCCCUCUCUCUCUAUCUCCCUCUCUCUCUAUCUCCCUCUCUCUCUCUCUCUCUCUCUCCCUCUCUCUCUCUCUCUCUCUCUCUCUCUCUCUCUCUCUCUCUCCCUCUCCCUCUCCCUCUCUCUC